Messenger RNA from Akanthomyces muscarius, 1506 nucleotides. RefSeq lists its product as uncharacterized. NCBI's taxonomy places the organism in Eukaryota, Fungi, Ascomycota, Sordariomycetes, Hypocreales, Cordycipitaceae. The transcript has a single exon. The record is from RefSeq and is a predicted model, not a curated record. The coding region runs from base 1 to 1506 and encodes 501 amino acids.
AUGGCACCCAAGUUGUGUGCUUUGCCUCCUGAACUCAUCAGACUCAUUUUGCUGGCCUGUGCGCCUGAAGAUAUCUUGGCCAUCAUAUCAGCGUCACCACGAUGGUUCCAAGUGUAUAUCAUCAGCCCGGGCCGAUAUAUGCUCAAUGCCACGAAAUCUCAGGUUCCUGCGCUACUUUGGCCGGAAUUCUGCGCGGUAUAUUGUGCUGCGAAGAGUUUCCGGCCCUUCAAGCAGGGCAGCCUUCUCGAUUCACAGAGAAGAGAGGUGCAGGAUUUCUUCAAUCGGGUUUUUGAGGACCCCAGAAGCUUCGAAUCUGCUAUUGGGCCGCACAAUGCCAAGGAAGCCUAUCUUCUUUAUUGCAAAGUUGACUACUUUAUUCGCGGAUUUGCCAUAAAAGCAUCAAAGGAAGCCAGCUUCCUUCAGCAAAAUAGCACCGACAGCAUAACCGACGUCUCCGUUUGUCCAUACGACCUCACCCUGCAAGGUCCAGUGGAACGAGCAUAUUCCGUGCAUAUCACCUCCCAGAUCGAAGAUGCAUAUGAUGAUCCCAUGACAUUUGACUCAUAUGAACAAUUCAAUCUGUCGGAUACAGAAGUCCUUCGACUCUAUAGAGCUUUUUUGUGGUUUGAGAUGUGCUGCAAGUUGUGCAGGCCCGCUCUGGCUCGUCAAGACUUGGCCGUAUACACUUAUGAGGAACAAUAUGUAUAUUUCAUUCAUCGUUUCGAGCCGUGGGAGAUUGAGGAGCUUGCUGCAGUGCAUCAGUAUUUGUCGGAAAUUGUUGCGACAGUUCUGGAAGGCACUGAUAAAGAGUUUGAAGCGGAAGUACAGCGUCUCGUUGGCAAAGAGAGGAUCCUGGGCUUACACUUUGAAAAGAUGGCGGAGAGAAAACCGAAUCUGUCGCGUUAUCGGGCCACAAUGUCAGACCCAGCACUUUACCUGUUUACAGACUUUUUCAUGUCCAAUACGACAACAGCAACGAGGAUGAUGGCCUGCGCCGGGCUGCGCCAUAUUUACGACCUCGCUCGAAGCGCAAAAGACGUUCAACUUGAGCUUAUUAGACGAACCCACUCCGUCGCCUUCUCUCAAGGAUUAUUCAAUCUAUUCCGGGUCCCGCAACCUCGUUUCGCGCGUUUUCUUGUGCUUGAAUCGGACUUCAGGGACGGGGACGAUGUUAUACCUGAAGACCCCACGCAGCCGAGCAUGGGCUAUACAAAAUACUGGCCGAGUAUUUGGAAUGAGUACUUGCGCGUUUACGAUCAGAGCUCUCCGCAUCGAGCUGCAGACUUCGCGUUCUGGGAUGCUGAGAGGAUACACGGCACGCUUCUUCGAGAGGCUCUGAAGGAGGCAGGCAGGAUGUGCCCCGAGUUUGUCAAGAGGCGCUACGGGACUAAGAGAAGACAAAGUUCUCAGACAAAGUUUGAAUUAUCCGUAUUGUCGCCAGAGUCUGUGGAUCGAAUUGUGGAGAAAUUUGGCGCAUACGACAUUCUACAGGAUCGACGGCAGUAG